Paramuricea clavata is the source of this 2568-nucleotide messenger RNA. The record is from the annotation of a GenBank genome assembly. NCBI's taxonomy places the organism in Eukaryota, Metazoa, Cnidaria, Anthozoa, Malacalcyonacea, Plexauridae.
CUUUGAUAUUUUUAAAAAUACAAGAUGGCAUUAAAUAUCGACGAUGUCUUAAAUGCGAUAAGUAACGAAAAUUUUGAUUUCGAUGCUCCUGGAAUACCAUCAGAUGAAGAAGAAUACUUGGACAGACGUUUGACGAUGUCAGAUAGCGACUCAAGGCAAGUAUUUACAUGUUUUUAGCGAACAGAUGUUUUCAUGUCAUGGUCGAAGGAUUAAAUUUACAUUCGACGCAACGUGAACUUUGACGCACAUUUGCCAUAAGAAUUUGGUUCAUAAUCUAAGAUCUGAUACGAAAUAUAACAAAUAUACAAAUAAUCGAUAUAAUAAGGCAUUUAUUUGAGAGUUCUGUUAUUUAUAUUGCCACAAAAAUCAAAGGUUUGAACCGAUAUCAAAAUGUGUGAGUGUCGUGUUGCACACAUGACAUAAGUGGGCAUUUAAAAAAUUAAUUUAUGCAUUUUUGUUUAUAUGAACUAAGAUAAUACCAUGUAUCAGUAUGUUUAUAGUGUUUUAUUUUUUUAUAGUGAUGAAGAACCUGUUGAUGAAGAUGAUGAUGAUUUUGAAGUAGAUGACGAGGAUCCGGAUGGGGAGGGGGAUGGUGAUUUAGGGGAGGGUAGUGGUGGAAGGGGCCGAUCCCCAAUUAGGAGACGGGCUGACUCCCCUAAUGGUACUUCUGGCAAUAGGGGAAGGGGCAGUAGGGCCAGGGGCGGUAGGGCUAGGGGUGGUAGGGCCAGGGGCGGUACUAGGGCCAGGGGCAGUAGGGCCAGGGGCGGUAGGGCCAGGGGUGGAAGGGCUAGGGAUACCGGGGCCAACAAUAGUAGUAGUAAAUCUUAUAAUGAUGCGGACAUUAGGAAUACCCUCCCUCCUUUUCAACCAAGCCGUCCGCCAGGAAUUCAUUUUGAUAGGCAUGUCUUGCGGGGAGGAAUGACAACUGAAUUAGAAUUUUUUCGUCUCUUCUUUACCACUGAGAUGAUAAAAUCAGUUGUUGCCCACACCAACAGCUACGCAUUCAUGAGACUUGUAGCUGGGGGGUUCACCACAUACACCACUGGGGAGGGGGCCUGGAAAACAACUACUGAAGAUGAAAUAAAUCAUUUAAUUGCUAUUUUGAUUUAUUUUGGUCUGGUACGUGUAGACACAGCAGUUGAAAAGUAUUGGAGCACAAAGACCCUUUACCACGGUCUCUGGGCAAGGAAAAUACUUUCCCGUAAACGUUAUAAAGCCCUUAUGGCAUUCCUGCAUGUGGUAGAUCCCGCCGAAGAGAUUGCUAGCAAUAAACUGCGCAAGGUUGAGGAGUUUCUGGCAUCAUUCAAAGAGCGAUGCCGUAUGUUAUACCAACCGUACCAGAAUAUUGCUGUAGAUGAACGCAUGGUUAAGUCUAAACAUAGGUCGGGCAUUAGGCAAUACAUGAAGAAUAAGCCUACAAAAUGGGGGAUAAAGCUUUGGGUAUUGGCAGAUAGUUCAAAUGGGUAUACAAUUGAUUUCAAUGUUUACAUAGGUAAGUCACAGCAUGAAGCACCGUCGCAGAAUGGCCUUGGUUAUGAUGUGGUGAUGAAGUUGGUGAAUCCAUAUUUGGGGCAAGGGUAUCAUGUAUAUUUUGAUAAUUUUUUUUCAUCCCCUAAGUUAGUCCAAGAUUUGUUCAUGAAUGGGACCCCAUCAUCAGGCACAUGUAAAACUAACAGGGAGGGUUUCCCUAAAUGCAUGAAGGAUGUGAAGGUGUGGGCGAGGAGGUUGGAGCGAGGUAGCAUGCGAUGGGCAAGGGAAUCCAAUGUGUUAACCCUGCAAUGGGUUGAUAACAGGCCUGUUUCCUUGAUUACAUCUAUUGAUUCCGCGAAUGAUAAAAAGGAUGUGGAGAGAAGGACGAAAACGAGAGGAGUGUUUGAAAAGGUGACUGUAAGCCAGCCCUAUGCAUUUCAUAGAUAUAACCAGUACAUGAACGCAGUAGAUAGGUCUGACCAAAUGCUUGCAUGUCAUAAUGUAAAUCGUAAAUGUUAUCGAUGGUGGAAGACAUUAUUCUUCCACUUAAUAGAUAUGGCAAUUGUUAACAGUUUCCUUCUAUUUCAAAGCCAUCGUAACAGUGACCCGGGUAAUCCGGCGUUGCAUCGUAAGUCCACAUAUUCUAUAGUUGAUUUUCGGGAGGAGAUAAUUAGACAAAUUUGUGGGUUAGCAGAGUAUGAUAGACCUCCUGUGAAUGAGCAAGUGCAGGCUGUUCCUCCCCAUGAUCAGUUUUGUACUGCCCAUUUGCCUAUAAAUGCAGCAAAUGGUGUAAGAAGGAAUUGUGUUGUUUGUUACGCGGAAGGUCGAGGGGAAAAGAAGGUGCCUACUUAUUGUAGUGCUCCUCAGUGCAAUAGGCACAUGCAUGUUGCUGGUGAGCAUAAUUGUUUUGUUGUAUGGCAUAGUAGGGAUUACACUGGUAAGAGGUCAUGAGUAUUUCUGCAUUUGGUAUUUUGGGUGGACUGAAACAUGUCCAACAUCAAAUUUGUCAAACGAAUGAAAUUUGUAUCAUAUUUCCCAUUGUGAUUACAGGUCAUUCAUUAUUUGACAUACAUUCCAUUUUUUAAUAACAUUUUCCUU